UGGUUUGUGGCGAGAGGGGAGGGAGGAUAAAGGGCCUCUCGCUCGCCGUUGCCAGGGCAACUUGAUGUCACUGUGACAUCACGCAGUAUUAAAAGCUUUUAACCGGAUUUCUCGCCUGCCUUAGGCCCCAUUUUGAGUCCUCUUUCAGCUAGGCUAAGGGGGGAAGGGCACACAGGCAGGGCUCUGUCUUUUCUCACAUGUGUCCCUCCCUCCCUGCAGACUGAACUCAGCUCCUGUCUGAGUAAAAAGGCUUUUAAAUYCAACCUCCAAACGUCCUCUGCAAACACACGGCCUGCACAAGGCCAAGAGAGGCCUUUAACACAACAACAGCAACAACCAAACAUGGCAGCAGACGAUAGUUUCAGCUACCUGAUGCACAGCGAGAAGCACCGGCGGGCCCCGAACUGGACGGACGGCGAGAUGAAGGCCCUCCUGUACGUGUGGGAGGAGCACCACAACGAGCUGAAGACCAGCAAGAGGAAUGCCAAGGUCUACGAGAAGAUGUCCCAGAGGUUCUACCAGCUGACCGGAGAGCAGCGCUACAAGGAGGAGAUCAAGAUGAAGAUCACCAACAUGUCUUUCCAGUUCAGGCGACUGAAAGCCACGGCCAACGAAACCACCGAGGUGCCCGAUUGGCCUUACUACAAGGCCAUCGAGAAGAUCCUCUCCAAGCCGCUGGAGAACGGCAGGGUGAACUCUCUGGAGUUUCAGAGUCCUGCUGCAGGUCCUUCCACUUCGUCCCAGUCCACCGACAACCCCCUGUCCCAGUCGGAGGAAGGCGUGAUGGGGUUUCUGCCSGAGUACACGGGCUCCUCGGAUGAGAUGGAGAUAAAGCAGGAGCUGGAAUCUCUGAGCUCAGACAGUGACCACACGCUCGGCUCCAGCUCCCAGCCCAUCUCCACCAGGAAGAGGCGUGCCAAAAAGUACCUGUGCCUGAAGAGGAGGAAGCUACAGGUGAUGCAGGACAUGCUGAAGCAGCAGAGGAAGUCGACCCGGGCCAUCGAGGAGACGUGCAGGGAGGUCCGUCGGUCCCUGCACCAACAGAACCUCCUCCAGGUCCAGUGUCUGCAGCUGCAGGAGAGGAUGAUGAACCUCCUGGAGAAGAUGAUUCAUCUUCCCGCCUCCACGGCGGUGGUGUGGGGGGCCAAAGACCCUGGCAAGCCUUGAGGAGCGGGAAGCCUUCAGUGUUUUUCUUCCGCUUUUAUGAAAAGUUAUCUUUUUAUUUACAAUUUCACCUCAAAAGCAAAAAUUUUCAAGACUUUAUAUGUUUAAAAAAUGACACCGCAACUGUUAUGAGCUCAUAGAUGGUAAAGACGUGCAUUUUUUUUUACCAUUUAUGAGGCUCCCUGAAACUCAUUAAAAGCUGUAAAUACUUAUGUUGAAACUUUAGCAUCUACUGUUAGACUCCAAUGUCAGUUUUUAGUUUAAUACUAGUUGAACAAAAAUAUUUCUUGAUAACUUGACAAGUACCUCAUUAAAAUCACUGAAACUGCCUUUGGAAAUCUUGUUUUUCUUUCUUAUUUUGUCAUGUUGGGAACAUCUUGUGUCAAAAAUGAGCUCAGUAAGUGAGAAAUUAAUCUUCAUUAACGUCAAGGUUGCUCAAAAAAGGCUGCAAAAYGUACUUAAACUGAAUAAAAUGUGAAGGAAAAUGA
Austrofundulus limnaeus is the source of this 1652-nucleotide messenger RNA. It is a transcript of the gene msantd1, whose product is annotated as Myb/SANT-like DNA-binding domain containing 1. The transcript is spliced from 3 exons. The coding region runs from base 343 to 1167 and encodes 274 amino acids. Lineage: Eukaryota; Metazoa; Chordata; Actinopteri; Cyprinodontiformes; Rivulidae. Gene Ontology annotation, biological process: positive regulation of DNA-templated transcription. The record is from RefSeq and is a predicted model, not a curated record. Gene Ontology annotation, cellular component: nuclear body.